Pomacea canaliculata is the source of this 2921-nucleotide messenger RNA. Its product is annotated as serine/threonine-protein phosphatase 4 catalytic subunit. The coding region runs from base 83 to 1006 and encodes 307 amino acids. The transcript has 9 exons. Lineage: Eukaryota; Metazoa; Mollusca; Gastropoda; Architaenioglossa; Ampullariidae. Gene Ontology annotation, molecular function: protein serine/threonine phosphatase activity. The record is from RefSeq and is a predicted model, not a curated record. Gene Ontology annotation, cellular component: nucleus; cytoplasm. Gene Ontology annotation, biological process: peptidyl-serine dephosphorylation; double-strand break repair via homologous recombination.
AUAAUAAAAUCCCGCGCGCUCGUUGCUUCAGCUCUGUAGAGCUUGUUCUUUCACAUCACGAGUUCCUUCUAAUUCUAUCAUCAUGACAGACAUCAGUGACCUAGACAGGCAGAUAGAGCAGUUGCGAAGGUGUGAAGUGAUAAAAGAAAGUGAGGUAAAGGCCCUCUGUGCAAAAGCCCGAGAAAUUCUUGUGGAGGAGAGUAAUGUUCAGCGAGUUGAUUCUCCGGUUACAGUAUGUGGCGAUAUCCAUGGACAGUUUUAUGACUUGAAAGAGCUCUUCAAAGUUGGAGGGGAUGUCCCAGACACAAACUACCUAUUUAUGGGAGACUUUGUAGAUCGAGGAUUUUACAGUGUGGAAACAUUUCUCCUUCUCCUCGCCCUCAAAGUGCGGUACCCAGACAGAAUCACGCUAAUCCGUGGAAACCAUGAAAGUAGACAGAUAACACAAGUGUAUGGUUUUUAUGAUGAGUGCUUGAGGAAAUAUGGUUCAAUCACAGUUUGGCGUUACUGCACAGAAAUCUUUGACUAUCUAAGUCUUUCUGCCAUCAUUGAUGGAAAGAUUUUCUGUGUUCAUGGUGGACUAUCGCCUUCCAUUCAGACUCUUGAUCAGAUCCGUGCAAUCGAUCGCAAACAAGAAGUUCCCCAUGAUGGUCCUAUGUGUGAUUUGCUUUGGUCAGAUCCAGAGGAUAUGCAAGGAUGGGGAGUAAGUCCACGAGGGGCAGGCUACUUGUUUGGAAGUGAUGUGGUGUCGCAGUUUAAUGCAGCUAACGACAUUGACCUCAUAUGUCGUGCCCAUCAGCUGGUGAUGGAGGGCUACAAGUGGCAUUUUAAUGAAACAGUUUUGACAGUGUGGUCAGCACCCAACUACUGUUACAGGUGUGGAAAUGUGGCAGCUAUAUUAGAGCUGGAUGAGCACCUACAAAGGGAUUUCACAAUAUUUGAAGCUGCUCCCCAGGAGGCUCGAGGUAUACCAUCCAAGAAACCACAGCCAGACUACUUCCUCUAGACACUUCAUCAUCAUCUCGUGUCUCUAUCACCACUUACCACUGUCAGUCCAUUUGUCUUGGGGUAACACUGCUUCCAUAAGAGUCACUGAAUCACGAUGCUUUGGAUCACCUGCUUCAACACUCUUGUCAAGACUGAUGCAUCAUGAGACUUAGUCAUGAAGAAGAAGUGUUUUGAUUAUGCACCCCUAAGCCAUGCUGUCAGUUUGCGUCUUCCCUCGUUUGCAUGUACAGCAAUGGUACCAAAGUGACAGUACAGCAAUUGGCAGUAUUUACUGGCUCGUUAUAAGUAUCCAAAUGGAAGACAACUUGAAAUACAAUAUAUGAAGAAUUCUUGUUUUUCCUUGAAAUUGUAUAACGUGCAAUGCUAGCAAUGAGACUGAUAACAUCACCUACAUUUUUUUUAGCGUCAAGCAUGAUGUUGAGCAUUUGCACUUUCUCCUUUGAUAGAGGACAUUUUGGCUUGCAAGUUUUCAUGGUAUACCAUAAAUUAUGCUGAAAUUAUUUUGUCCUAGCUUUUUUUAUCUUUGGGUUUUAUCUUUUUGGCUGUUAUGUUGCUAUCGCAUGUCAGUGUUGCAAGUUUUUCAUGUACCAACAUUGCCAAAUAGUAGGGUGUACACGCGGUUUAUUUUUCAACGACCAGAUAUUGACCCACGUUGAUUUGUUUCUUGUGGUUCUUCUUGGGCUUUGUUUUAAGGCUUCUCUGGUCAGAUCUGUUUUGUAUAGAAAGCAGGUGAAUGCAGGACCAAAUUAUAUGCUUGAGCUGUGCAUUAUGAGGGGAAAGAGUUUAUUUCAUGUGAAAGUUAAACUGUAAAUGAUUUUGGCUACUUAAACUUGUUUUUCUGAUCUAUAUUUAGUGUUUGUGUUAUUAAAAGUAAAUUUUUGCAGGCAACAGGACAUGAUGGUAACUGUUCAUACAUGAAAUUCCAGUCAAAGAUUUUAGGUUUGUUAAGGAAAACUUGCUUUAUUAUUAACUUGUUACUGUUGGCACAUGCAUGAGACUGAUUCACAACCAUUUCUCUCUACAAAAGGUUUCUGCAGUAUUCUAGACAGCAAAUUUAUUGCAGGUGCAAACUUUGGCAAAUGGCAAAUGGAAAUGGCAAAGUUUGUGAUUUAAAAAAAACAACAACCAAAAUAUCCUAAGCUCAGGAUGUCCUGGAACGUUUGCGACGUUGAAGAUCUGUAUUUAUAUUUAUGUCUUGUUUUGCUCAGUCUGGUCAGAAUUUUAAAUGAAAUUUGUAGUCUGCUGAUUGUAAAUUGAAACUGUGUACUAUAUACUCCUCGCAAAAAUAAGGAGGAUAGGCUUAAAAUAUCCAUUCCCCUGAUUAAAAAACUGGUAAAUUCGCAUCAGCUCAACUUUCAUCAUCAUGUUGCUAUAUGGUUGUCCACAAUGCAGAUUAUACAUUAAGCUCUAAUGCUAUUGAAUGGAAAAUCUAUGCUGUCAUGUCACCAGUAGCGAGAUCCUGGGGCAGAACUGAUUCCCAGCCCCUUCCUCUACCAAAUUCAUUUCUCAUUGCACCAGUAUUUCCUAAUUCCAAGCCCACUCUUCACAGCACCCAUUAUGCAAAAAAAAAAAAAAGGCUGCUCAAAUGAGAUUCUGAUGUCUGUGUUGGUUGUAUUGUCUGUUCUUGACUUUAAUCUGGGCGAUAAGCUGUACACAUGAUGCCCGAAAGAUCAAAAAUGGAAGUGCUUCUUUACUUGUAACUUAAAAUUCUGUCUGCAAAAAAUAUGGGCCAAGUAUGAGCUGUACAGUUUUGAAUCUGUUUUUGCAAUUGUUCUCUUUUCAUCAUUUUCAUUUGUACACUAAUGUCCAAGUCAUUUUCAGGGGACCUCAUGCAUGUGAAAGAAUGCCAGUGUAAUGGCAAUUUGCCCACUUACACUUUUAACAAUAAAUGAAACGAACCAGAUUGUAAACAA